This is a messenger RNA of Drosophila hydei, 6861 nucleotides long. RefSeq names its product glucose transporter type 1 (gene Glut1). The transcript is spliced from 17 exons. Gene Ontology annotation, cellular component: membrane. Gene Ontology annotation, molecular function: hexose transmembrane transporter activity. NCBI's taxonomy places the organism in Eukaryota, Metazoa, Arthropoda, Insecta, Diptera, Drosophilidae. Gene Ontology annotation, biological process: monosaccharide transmembrane transport. The record is from RefSeq and is a predicted model, not a curated record.
CUUCACUGCUGUCGCGCGUUGCGUUACGUGGCUCCGUCGAAAAAUAGCAAAACAGAGCUGUGAGUUGGCUCUAUAAAAGUCGCUGAUUGUGGAUCGUUUUAUUUUUCUUGUUAUCAACGUGUUUAAAAACCUUUACAGCCCCAAAUUUGGGUCUCGAGUGUGCUAUAAACUAUAAUUAACUUUCUGGUGCACAGCAACGACAAACGGCAAAACUAAUUUAUGGCAUUAAAAAUGCAUAUUUUCUAGCAGUGCGUUGCCAGUUUUUAUCAUUUGCCAAGUGAGAAAGGCGUGUGCUAAGGCAGCAGCAGGCGCUUUCAGUUGCGGCGCCCGAAAGUGUGCAGCGCUCUCUGACUGCGUGUUCGUGUGUGCAAGCGUGUGGUUGUGUGCGUGCGCGUGAGUGUGUCCGUGUCCGUCUCUGUACCAGAGUGUGUGUGUGUGUGUGAGUGCGUGUGCGAGUGUUUGUGUGCAGUUUAUGCGAUCUGCGAGCAGCUCAUGCAGCUAAAAUUGGAUUCGACUGGCACAAAGGAGCAUUAGAGCAACUGAGCCUGAAAAUUUCCUCAACCUUUACACCACACGCCCGCUGCUUUAGCUGCUUCUUCGGCAUCGUCUUCAUCAACAUCAUUAUCAUCAUCUGCAGCAGCAGCAUCGCAUGAUAAUUCACUGCUUUGGCCCCGGACUGGCAACGAAAUGGCUUUCCUAUGUAUAACGCUGGCCACAGUAAUGAAAUGGCGACCUGUGGUGACAUAUCGAUGAUCUCGCCGCCAACGUCUUCCAUUUCAAACGAUCAAGAUCCGUUUGGACAGCUGCCACCGUUACCACCGCCGUUGCGUUCCACUCAAGUGCUUCAGCCAUUGAGCGUAUUUCCAGUGUCCAAUUUGAGCGAAGAUUCUUACGAUUAUGUUUUUGGUGGUCGACGUAAGACUCCGCCCACAACAACGUCAACACAACUUAAGCUGACCUCGCCGCCAGUGCGCUUGCGACCCGAAGACGCCUAUCGAGGUGAAAAUAUAAACAACGGCCGUUUCUAUCGUCAUUCCUUCAGCUACGCCCCCAAACGCCAGCGCCACUCCGGCCGUGAUGAUCGUGACCGCGAGUCAAGAUUGAGAUGUCAUGGCGAGGAUGAGGCAACACUGCGCCAAUUGCUGCUCGAUUUGCAAAAGCAAGUUAGCGUGAUGAGCAUGAAUCUAUCAGCGAAACUCGAUGAGCUGCAGCGAGGCGAUCGACACCUGGAGACGACAGUCGCCUUGUGCGAAAUCCGCACACAGCUGCAAGAGCUGACCAAGUCCGUGGAGAGCUGCCAAAGUGAGGUAUCGGAGGUCAAACGUGACAUGGUGGCAAUCAAACACGAACUGGACACCGUGCAGCAGGUGAAGGAAGAAAUUGAGGAGCUGCGCGAAUAUGUGGACAGACUGGAGGAGCACACGCACAGACGGAAGCUAAGACUUUUAGAACAAGUUUGUAGCUUAAAUUAUUUGCCAUGUUGUGGUCUCACCUUCUUCCUCACCUACUCUAUUUUCUCGGCGGUGCUGGGCAUGUUGCAAUUUGGCUACAACACUGGAGUCAUCAAUGCGCCCGAAAAAAAUAUUGAGAACUUUAUGAAGGACGUGUACAAGGAUCGCUAUGGCGAGGACAUUAGCGAGGAGUUCAUACAACAGCUCUACUCGGUAGCUGUCUCCAUAUUUGCUAUUGGUGGCAUGCUCGGUGGUUUCAGUGGUGGUUGGAUGGCCAAUCGGUUUGGCAGAAAAGGCGGUCUAUUGUUGAACAAUGUGCUUGGUAUAUCGGGCGCCUGUUUGAUGGGUUUUACCAAAGUUAGUCAUUCCUAUGAAAUGUUAUUCCUUGGCCGAUUUAUAAUAGGUGUUAAUUGCGGUCUCAAUACAUCAUUGGUGCCAAUGUACAUCUCUGAAAUAGCACCACUGAAUCUACGCGGUGGUUUAGGUACUGUUAAUCAAUUGGCUGUGACUGUAGGUUUACUAUUAUCCCAGGUGCUGGGCAUUGAACAAAUCUUAGGCACUAAUGAUGGCUGGCCCAUUCUGCUGGGUCUGGCCAUAUGUCCAGCAAUAUUGCAAUUAAUAUUACUGCCAGUUUGUCCCGAAUCCCCAAGAUACUUGCUCAUAACCAAACAAUGGGAGGAGGAGGCGCGUAAAGCACUGCGUCGUCUUCGCGCCUCCGGUUCCGUGGAUGAGGACAUUGAGGAGAUGCGUGCCGAGGAGCGCGCUCAACAGGCCGAGAGCCAUAUAUCGACCAUGGAGCUAAUUUGCUCGUCUACGUUGCGUCCGCCGUUGAUCAUUGGCAUUGUGAUGCAACUGAGCCAACAGUUUAGCGGCAUCAAUGCCGUUUUCUACUACUCCACAUCGCUCUUCAUGAGCUCUGGACUGACCGAGGAAAUCGCCAAGUUUGCCACGAUAGGCAUCGGCGCCAUUAUGGUUGUAAUGACUUUGGUGUCUAUACCGCUAAUGGAUCGCACUGGUCGCCGUACAUUGCACUUGUAUGGGCUGGGCGGCAUGUUCAUCUUCUCGAUAUUCAUAACGAUUUCCUUUUUGAUUAAGGAAAUGAUCGACUGGAUGUCCUACCUAUCUGUGGUCGCUACAUUGGGCUUUGUUGUGUUCUUUGCCGUGGGACCCGGCUCCAUACCCUGGAUGAUAACGGCGGAGCUCUUCUCCCAAGGACCACGGCCCAGCGCCAUGGCCAUUGCCGUGCUGGUCAAUUGGAUGGCCAACUUUGUGGUCGGCAUUGGAUUCCCCAGAAUGAAGAACUCACUGGAGAACUACACAUUCUUGCCAUUUAGCGUUUUCUUAGCCAUAUUUUGGAUAUUCACCUACAAGAAGGUUCCUGAGACCAAAAACAAAACCUUUGAGGAAAUCUUGGCACUCUUCCGUCAUAAUAACGGCAGGAGUAUGCUAAACUGCACAAAUAGCUUGGAGCCACAAAGUAUGAAUUCUGGCAUCGAGCAUGCCGCAUUGAUGGUAUCUGAGGAGAAGACCCAACAUGACUCACUCUUUGGUACGACUUCGUUCUCGUUAACGGUUGAAGGCAUGGGUCCAUAUCCGUUAAGUGAUAGCACCAAUCUCUUGGGUCCAACGUCGACGAGUUAUACGAGCGGCGGUGUCGGUGGAGCCGGCUCCACAGCUUGCUAUACAAACUACGGUACAAAUAUACAAACGCCAGUUCCUAAUCGCAAAUGCUACUACAAUGAGUCUGACUAUGGGCGAGAUGAUAGCUUUCGCAGGCACUCGGCGCAUGGAAGAAUGUCAUCUGCAUCCGAGCGAUUUUUAGACGGCGGCCGAAGUACACACCAGGGCCGGAGCGCUGCCUCUGCGCCCCAUCACCUUCGUCAGCAAGCACCUGCCUGCCAGAACAGCGGGCCUUGACUGAGGAACGGCUCACCUCCUGAAACUGCCAGUGUACAUUCAACGAGUCGCGCUGAGGAGGAGCAACAGCAGCAGCAUCAAUCCUCCUCCUCCGCCGUAAACUCAGCCGCUGCAGUCGCAACACAGCCCCAGCAUCAGCAUCAACAUCAAUCCUGUUACACUUCACACGAUUACGUGCAUUGUAGCUAUGAGAAAGAUUUCGUAUGUGAUCAAACGCCGCCGCUAACAUCGAACAACACCCAGCACAAGCAUGAACCGCCCCAGCCACAGGAGGCAGUUGCCGUGAUCUCACAUUGCCAUCAAACACAGCAGCCAUCGCAGCGCAAACACAGCCACAGUCACAGUCCGCAUCAUAGUCGCCACACAUCCCCGCACAGUCAUCACUCCCAUCUGGGUCAAAGUCAGGGUCAGGGUCAGGGUCAGAGCCACAGUCAGAAGCAGUCACAAUCACACUCGCACCAUCAUCAUCGCCGCCGACGUCGGCAGCACAGCGUCGCUGCUGUAGGAGGCAGCGGCAGCAGCAGCUUGCCAGGCGCCCACACACAUCACUCGUCCUCCGGGGGCGGGCAGAGCACUUCGCGACAUGUGUGCAGCAGUCGACGUCAUCGCUCGGUCACGGAUGUGUCCUGCAAUUCGAUCAACGCUUGCCAGGAUGCAGUCUGUGCCGACCGUGAGGUGCAGGAGAUAAUGGUGCGUAAAUCCUGCUGCAGUUCAUCCCGUACGGAGCUGGCCCAGUACUUUGCAGAAGAUCUGUAUGGCACAUCAUCGCGUCGUCCCAGCUCCUGCUGCACCAGCUCUGACUAUUGCUACCAAACGGACUCCACUAGUCUGUACGGCUCGCGUUCUUCCUUGAGCCGCAACAACUCCAUAAAGUCCGCAUCGGCCGCCAUGCGCAAGCAGCACCGACUGCAAGCACGUCAACCCAGCUACACAUCGAUAUCCUUGCGUGGCCUGAAUGCCAGUCGUCCAAACAGUCAACUCGGCUCGCUGACUUCUAUAUUCGAUCGAGCCAAGCAAAUUGCCGACGAGAGCAACCAUCUCGAGCAGCGUCUGGCAACGGUAACGCCCUCCCACAGCUCUACAUUGGAGCGACACAGUUCGAAGGGCGCGCUGAGCAAUGAGCUGCCCGAGUACGCAUGCUCGCCAUCGCCCAUACGCUGGAGUUUUCUAGCCGAUGGUAAAUCGCCUACAGAAUUAGAGCUGGAGGGCGCCGUUGGUGGUACUGCUGAGGCAGUGGAGGCAACCGCGGAGGAUAAGAUGGAAGCCUGGCAUGUGCCCCAGCCGGAAAUGAAGCCAUGUCGCAAGAUGACCAGCAACACGGAGACCAACAACUGGAAGAACACUCUAUACGAUGAGAGACCCAGUACCUCGGCAGCAGCACGCAAGCGACGCGGCAGCAGCUAUCACUGCGAGUUCGAGGAGUCUACAACGAUAUUGUUUCAUCAGGAUCAGGAGGGCGAGGCGUACAACAACUGUUGCAACAACUACAUACAAUGUAACACCUAUCUAGAUCAGGAUCUGCAAAUAACCAGCGAGGACAUACAUCAGUAUCUGUCUAAGGGCAAUCCGAUGGUUGGCGAUGUGCUCAACAAUUCCAAGAACUAUCCAUUUCAGCCUAGCAAUGCGCUUGAGUUUCAGUACAAGAACAACUUUCAGCAGGGCAACAACAACACUAACAACAACACCAACACCACAAACACUGCUUCCAGCGAUGCUGGCGAAUGUUUCCAGCGCUAUGAACGCAGCUAUCAAGCCAGCUCCAGCAAGGAAACGAAUCUGAAUCAGAACACAAGUGGAGCCCAGGGCCCGCCUGAGCCAUUGUCCCCCAGCAACAUUAAUCUGUCGAGCAGCAGCAACAACAUCAACAUUGUGUUUGGCAGCAACAACGGCCAGGAACGAAAUGCUAACGAGGUGAAGUUCAUCAAUAAUCGGGUGGGCGAACGAGAUGGCGAGGCGUCGGUUAGCUCUGAAGCACAUCACGCCGGAUACCUGCCCUACACGUAUCCCAGCUAUGAUUAUUCCAACAUGUCUGGCAAUUCACACUUCGAAAAGCCGCUGGCCAUUGAUGAGCUGCCCAAGGAGUUUGCUGGCAUUCAUUUGGAUGGCGGCGGCUCUACGACCAGCGAGCACUCGUCGUCAUUGCACUUUGACUCCUUUGAUAACGCCUCGGAGCAAAAUUUGCUAUCGCAGCCAAUGUCGCCUGGGUCACCGGCAUCGGUUUCAGUCAAUCCUGCCGGCGAUGGUUACAUGCACCACGCCCACUUUGAUCAGCAUCAGCCGCAUUAUCAUGGCCAGUACACGCAUGCGCAUCACUUGCACCCACAUAUGCACAGCCACGCCCAUGCCCAUGCCCAUCACAGCACCAGCACCAACAACAGCACGCAUCUCUAUGGCACCCACGGCCUGGCCGAGGACCAGUUCCGGCUGGGCAACGCCCUCAAGAAGGUGCGCAAGCGUGCACGCAAAUACACAGACUUCCUGCGCAAGAAGUGAGCCGAGAUCGUGAGCCAGACUUCUGCUGAUUAGCCUUACUAUUCCCAUCUCUAGAUUCGCCCUACUUUGGCCGAAAGUAUGUGGUCGUCUCGAAGUCGCAAGCGAUGCAGCCGCGACGCUCGCAAAGCUUGGAUGAGGAUUAGCUGUGGAUGGACCAUUCAAUUGCAUUUUCAGCUCACACUUUUCAAAAAGCAAUAAUUAAACAUUUUUCGUAGACACACACAAAAAGCGCGAAAUUAAUAAAUAACUUAAAUUUGUACACUGCCAAAUGAUAAAGAAGAUUAAAAUUAAUGUUUAUUUGUGGUAAGCUAAAUUGUAUUGUGCGAUAUACAGACAGACAGACACACACACACACACACAUACAUACACACUAAAGCAUAUUAAGUCAUUCAAAUACGGCAGCCAGCUACCAAAUAACAAGAAGAACAACCACAACAACGACUAUUUUAAAAAUACCUAAGCUAACAGUGCGUAUACAUGAUAAGGAUGAAAAUUUGUAUAUUCAACUUAAAUAUUAAGAACAGGUUUUGAAUUUGCAUAUUUAACUUAAAGAUAACAAAAACAAAAUGAAAACAAAAAAUCAGAAGCAAAUGGAAAUAAUAAUGCACAACUACCAAAGUAUAGUUUUAAAACAAAAACAAAAUGAAAUGAGAAGAAUUAAACAUCUUUAAAUAAUUAUUUAUUAGAGUUAAGUGAUCGACGGAGCGCUACGAGAUUUAGAGUUUCAGCAAAUGCAGUAAGAAUAACAACAAAAUAUUAACUAUUUAACUACUACAAAAUUAUUAACAUAUGCAAGCAAAACAACUGUAGCAGACACAUACAAAUGCAAAGCUAUUGAGCAUUCCACUAAAUCAGUAAGUUAAUCUUAGAUAUUGCAUAUAGGAAAGUGAUUUUUGUUGUUGUUCUUUUUUUUGGAAUUAUUUACAAUUUGAUAUGCGAAUUUUUGUGGUUGGUAUGGAAUUACACAAGUUUUUUCAGGGAAUGCUUGCAAUUUAUGUAU